AUGUCAAAGGAAGUGGAGGAACCUUAUCACAACUACUCGAUGGAGGGCUUCCCUCCCGCGCCUCCGGGGUUCGGAGACCUGGCACAGAGACUGAUGAGCAGGUGCUCCAGCAUGGGAUAUCCACUGCCAAGGACCAACCAAACGAGUUCUGCCGAAGAGGCAGGGGACACCGUGGCUCCAAGUCCGUUCCUCAUGUUCCUCUCCCUCCUCUCCUCCAUGCCUGACCCUCCCCUCGUUCAGCCGAACGACAACACGGCCCUGGACUGGGACAUGAUCCUCACCGACAGGCUGUUGAACUGCUCCGAUCUGCUGUGCAUGAUCGAGGUCACCAAGAACAUCACGGACGGCUCUCUGUGCUUCCUCAGGGCCUUCCUGGCCCCCCUGACCUGGGACAUCCUGGUGACGAACGGGACCAACCUCACCCAAUCGGUUUACGCCCUGUUCCUCUGGGGGGCGGAGCCACUCCUUAAGGACGCCCCGCCCCCUCUCCUGGUCCUGCCCCUACAGCUGCCCACCUGGCAGCUGAAUGACAUGAUGGAGCUGCUCAGUAAGGUGUUUGACUCCCUGUCUGAGGAUCAACGACAGCAGGUUCUGCAGUGGGUCAAACCGCAAGUCGCCCAGAAUCCCCAGGACUGCACUCAGGAAUCCUGCCCCCCAAGGAAGGGCUGGCUGAGGGCUGACAUGAUGAAGACCAUGGGCCGCUUCCUUUUCCUCCUGCCCUCCUCCGAAUUGAAAACUGUUCAGAAAGAGGAGUUGUGCUCCUUCUUCUGGGCCCCCAGGUUCCCCUGCUCCUUCUGCAGGGCGGGGCGUGCCCCGCUCCCCCUGGGGAGAAUGUUCCUCCGAAAGGUGACGGACCACUGCCUCUCCGACAACUAUGAUUUCCUGGGCAAACUGGGCCCCCUGGCGUGUUUCUAUCGUGACACUUCCUCCCUGAACACAUCGGUCAGUAAGACCCUUCUUGGCCAGCUCAGAGAGUGCAGGAACUCUGGAGGAAUCAAGCUGAGGAAGAGGCUGGUGAUGAAGCUCAUUUUGGAGGAGGGCGACUCCCCGUCCACCCUGCUUUGGCUCCUGGGUCUGGGGCCCUCGGCGGUUUCGGCCCUCCCCCUGCCCCGCCUGGCCCUGCUCCCCAGGCAGGCUCUCCGUGACGCCCUGCCCUCCCUGCGGCAAGGGGAGUGGACCAGGGCGCAGGCUCGAAUCCUGGCCCGGUCCCUGCUGCAGGGGAAAGAGUCAGUCUCCGGUGAGGAGCUGCUGUUCCUGGGUUCGAUAGCGCGAGGGGUGAGGAUCUGGAUGCUGCGUAGGUUCAAGCCCAAGGGCAUUCUGGGUAAUCACAGGCUGAUCGCCCUGACCAAGAAGUUCUCUGCUCUACAGAAGGCAGCUCUACUGGAGGGGUUGCUUGGUGACAUGAAUGUGUCAGAGCUGGUCGGUGCCCUCCCUGGGCCCCUGCUCUCCAGGCUGUCCCUGUCAGCCCUCAAACGUGCCAGCCUGCGCUCCGUCGACCAGCUCGAGGGGCGGGAGUGGACCCGGGCACAGGCUGUGUUUCUGGUGAAGAAGAUUCUGGGUAAGAGAUUGCGACCCCAGGACAUUAGGAAGCUGGGCUCAGCACUGCAGGGUGUGACCUGUGAGAUGAUUGACAGCACUAACCACACUGAGGUCUUUCCCCUGGUGGAGGCUCUAGAGCAGAGCAAAUCCCGGCUCUCCAGAACACAGAUGCGGUGUGCAGCAAGGAAGCUCUUUGAGAGUUUGGAGAAGAAGAGGGCAUCCUACUUCGCCAACAUCACGGGGCAGGAGCUGCAAGCUAUCCCCACCACAAUGCUGCUCUACCUGCCUACGGAGCGCAUAGCUGGUCUACCCGACUCUGUGUGCUCCUCCUUCCUGGAGAAGAUGUCGCGGGCAGACCUGCCCCUCCUGCCCUUAAACUCAGCGCCCCGCGUCGCCCUGAUCGAGAAAGCGCUGGGCUGCCUGAAGAGGAACCUCUCGUCCCUAACCCCCGAUGACAUCGCCAGCCUGGGGGGGCUGGUCCUGGAGCUGCAGCCGUGGCAGCUGGCCGCGUUGUCCCGCCCGGCUCUCAACGCCACGCUGCUCGCCCUGGCCCAGGGCCGACAGAUGCACCCCCAUCUCCAGGGCCCCAUACGUAAACACCUCCAGGACCUGUACGGGAAGCCCUCUGAUUGGUCCUUGGACACGAUGACAUUACUUGGGCCCCUCCUACUUUGGGUGAAUGACUACUCUACCUUCAGGUCACUUCCAUAUAAGCCUUGGCUUAGGGGAGCGCUGAUGGAUCUCCUGGACUCCCGACCACCUCUCACCAUCCCUCAACCCCCGGAGUUCAACACCGAGCCGGAUCUCUCUGGCCUCCGCUGGAAAAUAUUUUCCCUGGCAAUUACCCCCGGCAACGCAAAAAGCAGCAGGACAAACCAUGACCCCAUCGAGCCCAGAAGCCCCUCCCUGGAGAACGUGGUGGAUGUGGGGGAGGGGAACGUGUUCUGGACCCCGGACCAGCUGGAACAAAUGUCAGCUGAGACCUUCACAGAAGGGGUGUCCGAUCUGGGAGUGGUGCGCAGCUACACCCCCCUGCAGCUGGAGGUCCUGAGGAACAAGACCAUCCAGGUGUGGGGGGAGGCAGGGUCUCUCUCCGAGGACCAGGUGCUCCAGCUGGCCUGCAUCACUCAGGGGUUCUCCCCAGCAGAGCUGCAGGAGAUGGGCAUCACCUCCCUGGACUCGCUGGAGCUCCUCUCCCCCUGUGGCUGGAACCUCGACCAGAGUGAAGUGGUGUUGCAGGGGUUCUUGGGAGGGAAUAAUCUGACCAUCGGAGAGCUGGGUGCGGUGGAGGUGGUCGGCCUUGGCCAGUUCAUCUGUGGAAUGAGCCCUCAGGAGGUGGAAGAGCUCAACAAUGACACCUUCAGGGAGGCGGUGGGGGCGUUGGGGGCAGUCCGCUGUUCUCAGGAAGUGACCGAGAAACUAAAGGACAGGGCAGUGCUCCUUUUUGGGGAAGUGGAGAACUGGGACCAGGCCGAGGUCAACGUCCUGGGGAACAUAAUCGCUGGGCUGCAGGCUUCAGAGCUGCAGAGUCUGGAUCCCUCUGUUUUCUCCUUCAUCAGUCAGACCGCCAUUCCCCUCAUCCUCCCCGAUCGCCUGGCUGCACUCUCGGUCGCCCAGUUGCUGGCUAUGGGUCCUGAUAAUGCUGCCAUGGUGACGCCUGCCCAGCGCAAGGCGUUGGGGAGGCUCCAGCUGGAUGCCCUGGACAAGGCCCUGGGCCUGGAAUACCUCAGAAGCUACAUCUCUGCCACGACCCCUCCUGUGAACCCCCUCUCGCCUAUACCACAUAAAUCAGGAACGGCAAGUCUGAGGAUGAUGGGGAAUGGUAUCUUCUGGCAAAUUCUUCUGCUGUUACUAAUGUAUAUUCAAUAGAUGCACACACAUUUUAGCAGACAUUACGUAUUACACACGUAUCUUUCUACAAGUCUUCAUUAUUACCAGCCUUAGAAAAUAGGAGAUUAUUUCCAAUACGGAAUGUGCAUUUGCAAUGUACUCAGGUGGGUAGUAAUAUGUUGUAGGGAAAGAUGAGGACAUUGUUGAUCCCAUGACAAACAGAGAGGUUUGUUCGACAUGAAGAGGUGGAGAGCACGACAACAGCGCUCCAGCUGGACAAGAGAAAGUACAACAUUGUGUGAUUUUUACAGAAGCAGAAAAAUCAGGCGCAGCCAGCCAUAGGUAAUUGCCUGCUCGUGUAAUUGUCGGAUUCCUUAAUAUCCAAUGAAUGAAUAAAUAAAUUUGUAUGUCCCAGCAGUGCUCC
Molecule: messenger RNA, 3793 nt
Organism: Conger conger (European conger)
Lineage: Eukaryota; Metazoa; Chordata; Actinopteri; Anguilliformes; Congridae
Product: otoancorin-like
Exons: 27
Coding region: 1-3408 (1135 amino acids)
Biological process (GO): cell-matrix adhesion
Cellular component (GO): cell surface
Source: RefSeq, a predicted model, not a curated record